This is a messenger RNA of Dermacentor silvarum, 1826 nucleotides long. It is a transcript of the gene Fbw5, whose product is annotated as F-box/WD repeat-containing protein 5-like. The record is from RefSeq and is a predicted model, not a curated record. Gene Ontology annotation, biological process: protein ubiquitination. Lineage: Eukaryota; Metazoa; Arthropoda; Arachnida; Ixodida; Ixodidae. Gene Ontology annotation, molecular function: protein binding. Gene Ontology annotation, cellular component: SCF ubiquitin ligase complex; Cul4-RING E3 ubiquitin ligase complex.
AAAAUCUCCGAUGGUCAUGGCUGCGAACGCUGAGGCGCUGUGGCAUUGGGUGCUAAAGUGGAUUGUGUAGUUGUGGCUUUGUCCUGGCGUAAGGUGUUUAUGUACCACCACCGACUGAAUGAUGGAGAUGGUAAGCAGGCGGUAAAAGGAGCGCCGUGAAUUUCCUGCCGAACGUUGGACAUGUGGGAAUCACUGCCUUACUCGUUGCUCCUGCGCGUCCUGUCGCAUCUUUCGGCGAACGACAUAUGCCGUUGCGGCUGCGUGUGCGCAUCUUGGUCACUGGCAGCCGAUGAUGAGUUGCUGUGGCGGAGGAAGUUUCAGCAGGACUGGAAAAUUGACCGGAACAUUCCUGUUCUGGAGGGAGCCCGCUGGAAGUCCGAGUAUCGCCGCUUGUACUACGAAGCGCCCGUUGUCGAAGCCGAAGUACUGGUUGAGCACAGCCAUCAGGUCCUGCACGUGAGCUUCUCGCACGACGGCACCUGUUUCGCCAGUUGCUCCAAAGACGGCCACGUGAAGCUCUGGAGUGCCUCAUACCCGGCGACAGUGAUUUACUCGAGGAAUAUGCGUGAGCUGAGCUGGAAUUACACACAGUUCUCGCAGUUCAACGAGUCUGACACGCUGCUACUUGUGUCUGGUGUGCACUUUGGAACGCACACAGCUUCAGGAGAGAUCGCCGUCUUCAACCUGAAGGAAAACUUUAUCCUGCAGUGCAGAGUUUUCAACAAGCCCUAUGAUAUCUUUGGGACGUGGUAUACUGACCACUCUCUCUCAGGGAAGUUGCACUUCCUUGGACACAUGUUAUCCUGCUCAGAUGUCUGGCUGAAUAAGGCCUGGCAGGAGAGUGAAUCUGAAAAGAAGCCUAUUGUAAAAAAGCUGUUCAGAUUUUUCAACACAAAUGCCAGCUCAGUGCGCACUAUUCUUGUUGCCAACUGCGAGCCGCCACACAUCCAUGGUAGUCCUGUAUCUGACCCAUGGACAUCACAAGAUGAUGAUGACACAGAUGAGGACAGUGCUGAUGCUGAUGAUCCCCUGGACCCACGUGAAAAAUUGCUCAUAUUCACCACUGGGUCUUUGACCUAUGCACCACAUCAAGUGGGUUUCAAGCGCAUCAAGCCUUUUCGGUUUGCUGAGCCAGAAAAAGAGCCCCCUUCAUUGCUCCAACGCAUUGCCAGGCAGCAGGAAGCAAGACACGAGCCACCUGAUCCAGUUGAGCAGACUUUUGACGCAGUUGAUCAUCUUGUGGAUCUGCAUGGUCACAUAAUUGGCAUGGGACUGUCACCUGACCAUCGAUUUCUGUAUAUAAAUAGCAGGCCUUGGCCUAAGAACUAUGUUAUUGAGCAGCCACUGUCACCGCCUCCUAUUGCACAAGAGAUUGACAUUCAUGUCAUAGACCUGACCACCAUGGAAGAAGUUGGCAACUUGUUGCGUUCCCAUCGUGCAUACACCCCUAACGAUGAGUGCUUUUUCAUCUUUCUUGAUGUGAGUGAAAAGUAUGUGGCUAGUGGUGCUGAAGACAGGAAGGGCUACUUGUGGGACCGGCACUAUGCUGUCUGCUUAGCCAAGCUUCCCCAUGAUGACGUCGUGAAUGCUGUGGCAUUUAAUCCCAAGGAUCCAGAGAUGCUUGUGACUGCAAGUGAUGAUUUCACACUCAAAGUCUGGAGGUCACGAGCAAAAGUUCAGGAGCUUGGGUUGUUGCCUAGAGACCAUGUGGAAAACUCAUCAUGAUGGUGCUUCAAGCAAAUCUGGUGCGCGAAGCAGGGCCCAGUGCUUCUUCAAAGGGGUGGGAAACAGCUUGAAAAAUAAAUGGUGUGCGUUGGUGUUCACUA